AUGAGAUAUAAAAAACGCAGUUACACAGAUGAAGAGAAACAGACAUUUCGAGAUAAUCCCGGGAAACUACUCCAGCUACGGAAAGAUAUCGAGGCCAACUAUGCGACCAUUCUGCCCCUCUUCCUUAAAGACACGGUGCCCCAAAAAGCAGCCACCCAAAGGUCGAAGCAAUUAAUGACGGAUGCGAUUGGUGAUGAUCGGCUAGCAGAAAAGCUGAUUCCAGAAUAUCCACUUGGGUGUCGUCGCCUUACACCCAGUACGGAAUACCUAGAAAGCCUCAAAAAGCCUAACGUCACGCCUGUCAUUGGGAGUAUCAAAGAGAUAAUACCGUCUGGCGGCAUAAUGCUAGACGGCAGCGAGUAUGCAUUUGAUGUUUUGGUAUAUGCCACAGGUUUCCACACCUGCUUCCGACCCGCGUUUCCAUUAAUAGGCCGCAAUGACACCAAUCUUGCCGAAGUAUGGGAAAAGGAACCGCGAAGUUACCUGGGAGUCGCAGCCCACGGUUUUCCGAACUACUUCAUGUUACUUGGCCCUAACAGCCCCCUUGCAGGCGCAGAGGCACUAUAUCGCCAGGUUUCUCAAUCGGUGGCAGAAAGAAAAUAUCCGCACGUUCGAGCCUAA
Aspergillus bombycis is the source of this 621-nucleotide messenger RNA. RefSeq lists its product as uncharacterized. The record is from RefSeq and is a predicted model, not a curated record. The transcript is spliced from 2 exons. The coding region runs from base 1 to 621 and encodes 206 amino acids. Lineage: Eukaryota; Fungi; Ascomycota; Eurotiomycetes; Eurotiales; Aspergillaceae.